GGACGGGCCGAGGGGCUUGGGAAGGCCACGUGCCCGGUGCCAACGCAGGUGCCCGCGCCUGGCCCCAUGGCCCUGGUCACUGUGAGUCGCUCGCCCCCGGCCAGCGGCCACGCCACGCCGGUGGGGCCGACGGAUCAGGCGUCCGCUCGGAGAGGCCAACUGCAGCGAAGACAGAGCUUCGCAGUGCUCCAUGGGGCGGUCCUGGGGCUUCAGGACGGAGGGGGCAGUGCAGAUGCAGCUGAGGCCCGCCUCGGGCCCAAGGAGGAACCCCCGGGUGAAGAGGAGCCGGCCGGGGACCGCACAGACCAGGGGCUGGGGCCCCCGAGUCUCGGGAAGCAGGAUCCGCGGCGGCACCUGCACCUCAUGGUGGGACUGCUGAGGCCUCAGGACGACAUCCGCCUGGCAGCCCAGCUAGAGGCAGCACGGCCCCCCCGGCUCCGCUACCUGCUGGUCGUUUCCACAAGAGACCUUCUGAGCCAGGACGAGACGGUCCUCCUGGGGGUGGACCUCCCUGACGGCAGCUCUCCCAGCUGCACCCUGGGCCUGGUCUUGCCUCUCUGGAGCGACACUCAGGUCUACCUGGAUGGAGAUGGGGGCUUCAGUGUGACGUCCGGGGGGCAGAGCCGCAUCUUCAAGCCCAUCUCCAUCCAGACCAUGUGGGCCACGCUGCAGGUGUUGCACCAGGCAUGUGAGGCGGCCCUGGGCAGCGGCCUCGUGCCAGGCGGCAGUGCCCUCACCUGGGCCAGCCACUACCAGGACAGACUGAGCUCUGACCAGAGCUGCCUCAACGAGUGGAUGGCCAUGGCCGACCUGGAGUCUCUGCGGCCUCCUGGCACUGAGCCCGGCCGGCCCUCAGAACAGGAGCAGAUGGAGCAGGCGAUCCGGGCCGGGCUGUGGGAGGUGCUGGACACCAGUGACCUGGGCACCCGGGUGCUCGUGCACUGCAAGAUGGGCGUCAGCCGCUCGGCGGCCACCGUGGCGGCCUACGCCAUGAAGCAGUACGGCUGGAGCCUGGAGCGGGCGCUGCGCCAUGUGCAGGAGCUCCGCCCCAUCGCCCGGCCCAACCCCGGCUUCCUGCGCCAGCUGCAGACCUACCAGGGCAUCCUGACGGCCAGCCGGCAGAGCCAGGUCUGGGAGCAGAAAGUCGGCGGGGCCUCCCCAGAGGAACCCCUGGCCCUCGAGGCCUCGAAGCUGCUGCCGCCCCUUCUGCCAGAACCAGGGGACAGUGAGGGGGUGAAGGCCAUGGGGCUGGAGGAGAGCCAGAGCGCCCCGAAGGAAGAGCCUGGGCCGCGGCCCCGCAUCAACCUGCGUGGCGUCAUGAGAUCCAUCAGCCUCCUGGAGCCCCCCUCGGGGCUAGAAAGUGCUCUGGAAGCCAGUGACCUGCCAGAGGUUUUCUCUUCAAGCGAGUCUUCAGAAGAAAACCCCCCCCAGUCCUGUCCUCAGCCCUCAAAGGCCAAGGGCCAGAAGGGGCCUUGGCCUGCUCUGAAGUCCCACCAGUCUGUGGCUGCCCUCAACAGCGCCGCCCUGGUGGCCAGCAGGGCCAAGGCCUUCCAGGAGCCGGAGCAGGAGCAGGAGCAGGAGCAGGAGCAGGCUGGGGCGGCUGGUGGCUCCUCCGUGGCCAGGACCCAGAAGGUGGUGAGGCAGGCCAGCAUCGAUGGCAGCGGGGAGGAGGGUGAGGCCUGAGCCCAGGCCCCAUCCCAGACUCCAGAUUCUGCCACACCCCCCCCGCCGCCCCCCCCCCCCCCCCACACUACAGCCUCAGCAACUCCAGCCUUAGGCCUCAGGCCAUGUUCCCUGUCCAAGGGCUCAAGACCCCCCUCUCCCCCCAUAAAUGGGGUGGACUGAAGAUGUCCUGGGGGCGAUAGGCCCUAGCGUCAUUCCGGCUGUGAAACACUCACUCUGGCCGCUAAGUAAGUUUCCGGGCGCAGCAAGGGUCAUGCUGCCGCCCCCCACCCUGCCCCGCAGGCCACGGCUCGUGCUAAGUCUCCUGCCCUCCUGCCCUCGAGGCUCAGAGGGCUGACUCCCUGCCAGGCAGGAGGCUGCGGCCAGGCCCCAGGCCCCAGGCCGGCCACAGUGCGUCUUCCUUGCAUCCUCCCGGCGCCAGCCAAGGUUUCAGUCUUGGGAG
Molecule: messenger RNA, 2125 nt
Organism: Condylura cristata (star-nosed mole)
Lineage: Eukaryota; Metazoa; Chordata; Mammalia; Eulipotyphla; Talpidae
Gene: SSH3
Product: slingshot protein phosphatase 3
Exons: 11
Coding region: 67-1683 (538 amino acids)
Biological process (GO): actin cytoskeleton organization; negative regulation of actin filament polymerization; protein dephosphorylation
Cellular component (GO): cytoplasm
Molecular function (GO): protein tyrosine/serine/threonine phosphatase activity; actin binding
Source: RefSeq, a predicted model, not a curated record